GUCUGGCCUGUACCCUUCUAAAUUAUCAUUUAUUUUUAAAAAGUGAUCUGUUUUUAUUAUUAUUAUUAUCUUUUAAUUUUCAGGGACAGGAGAAGAGUUUGGGAAACUUGUUAGGAAACAGUCAGUAUUUAAUAUGGAGCCACUAGUGAUGAUGUAUUUACUGCUUCUCUCCUGAGCUGCUCAUUUAGUUCAGAAUUCUCAGUUCAGCUCACUGUUGUGACAUCAUAAUGGAGAUUCCGUUCUGGCAGCUCUAAACUGCUGUUCUGACUAACUUUCUUCUGUUGGUGUGUUAGGAGAGAAAAGAUCGAGAGCUACUUUCGUGACUUUCUGCAGAUAUUGACGACAAAUACUGAAUUCACUUGCAGCAUCUAGUGUCCACAAUGGCACGGUUCAGCACUGUAUUUAGACCACUUUUUGAGUGUUUUGCUCACUUCUUUCAUAAAAGGGAGACACCUUUGAGGGCACAACAGUGUGCAGCACAAGAACGGGCGGCACUAGAGAAACUCCCAGAAGCAUCAAUGAUGAAGGCAGAUGAAAGUGAGGCCUUCGACUUCACUGCCCAAAACAAGAAGUGCAAAAAGAGACGCCGCCAGUCUGGAGAGAAAGAGAAGAAAAGACAGGUGAAGAGAAAGGUGAAGAAGGAGAGAGAGAUGAAUGAGGGAGGAAGUCAUAAAGACAAGGCUGAAAAAGAAAGUGAGACAUUUAUCCUUGAAAAGAUAAAGGAUAGAGGACAUGUGCCACAGAAAAAAAGAGAGUCUGCCAAAUUCAGAAAGAUGCAGAGUCUAGAAAAUGUGAUGGAGGGAGGAAGUAGGCAUAGAGAGGCUGGAGAAAAGAAAAAGAAGAGGAGAAACCAGAAGGAAAGAAGGACAACUGAGCCUACUCCACUUCUUGUGGAGGUCAAACCUCAGCAAAGUCUAGUCAGUCCUCCAGUGAGAUCUUCCUUCUUGAAGCCAAUAGAAGGAGAAUUUCCAUUGCUUCCAAGUGUCUCUGAAGACCUUCCUUUACCAGCUGCUCGCUUCAAACCCUUGCCGCCAGUGACCAGACCGCCCAUGCAUCCUCAAAAGCAAGAGACUGCACCAGAGGAAGUGUCCUUGCCAUGUUCUCUUCUUCAAGUGGAUUCUCCCAAACCGUUGGCAGCACCAGAGGAAGUGUCCUUGCCAGGUUCUCUUCUUCAAGUGGAUUCUCCCAAACCGUUGGCGAAACCAGAGGAAGUGUCCUUGCCAUGUUCUCCUCUUCAAGUGGAUCCUCCCAAACCUUUGGCAGCACCAGAGAAAGUGUCCUUGCCAGGUUCUCUUCUUCAAGUGGAUUCUCCCAAACCGUUGGCAGUUCCUCCAUGUUCCACUCCAACACCUGAUGAACUGUUUUGCCUCCGACGCAUCCAAGUCAGUCCUCCCAAACAACUGGUGGUUUCUCCGAGCUCCUCUCCUGUAUCUGAUGAAGUUGUUGAUCUGCAACGUUCUUCAGCUCCAGUGUGUUCUCCCAGCUUGAUGAAGGCUCAGCCGUCCACUUCUUCCCUGUUUGAGCCGCCUCCACAACUCAUGCUCAUCGACAUAGAGGAUGAGGAGACAGAGUACGUGGAGUACACGGGGAAGACCAUUCGGGCCUGUGACUUACCCAAUUCUGAACUCCCCCGACCUCAGGAGGCUGAAAUGAAACCAAGACGGAUGGUUGCUUGGUUGGAGAGUGACUGCGACAUGCCGGAGGAAGUGUGGGCAGGUGAAGUGGUGGAGGUCCAGGGAUCUGAAGAUGUGAAAGAUAACACUGAUGAAAUGGGAGACUCCAAUGCCAUAGAAGGGACUUUGGAUGACUCCUCUCAGAAAAAGGAGGAGUUGGAUAAACACAUGAUGAAGCUGUUUGGUGUAGCCUCUCCUGAAGGUCCCAAGAAUGAGACCCAGCACAAUGUGAAUGUCCAGCAAGAGACAAAGAGGAAAAGAAAAUUGCCACUUGUUCUCUUCAGCUGGGCAGAAGAGAAGGCCAAGAAAAAGAAGGAGAAGAAAAUACAGAAGGAGAAGGAGCGAAGAGAAAAGGAGUUGCUGCUUGAACGCUACAGGAACGAUCCAAAACUGAAGCACUUGUUGAUCAACAAGCACAACUGCAACUACUGCUCCUCUGAGUGAAGAUCAUUGUCCCUUCCCAAAACAUCCUCUUCACCUUUAACCUACAGCACAAUUCUGUGUACAAAUAAAAAAACUGUGCAAACUAAAA
Carassius auratus (goldfish) is the source of this 2205-nucleotide messenger RNA. Its product is annotated as protein PRRC2C-like. NCBI's taxonomy places the organism in Eukaryota, Metazoa, Chordata, Actinopteri, Cypriniformes, Cyprinidae. The transcript is spliced from 2 exons. The record is from RefSeq and is a predicted model, not a curated record. Bases 381 to 2117 code for a protein of 578 amino acids.